AUGGACAAGGAAUCGUUCAAAGUCAUCAUCGCGGGUGGUAGUAUUGCUGGGCUGUCGCUGGCGUUGAUGCUGGAGAGGAAUGGCAUCGACUAUGUGAUUCUAGAAGGAUACGGCAGCAUUGCACCCCAGGUCGGCGCCAGUAUUGCGAUUUUGCCAAAUGGCGCCCGCGUUCUCGACCAGCUGGGUUGCUGGAAGGCAAUUGUAGAGAAGUCGGAAUACCCAGUUGAUACGUUUACUUUCCGUGAUUCACAGGGAAAGGUCUUUUGGGAACUCGGGGACUUUGACAGGCUGUCGGUUCAACGUCAUGGCUAUUCUAUCGUCUUCCUGGAUCGACGGAUGCUGAUCGAGAUCCUCUACGAGAAAAUUCAGGACAAGUCCAAAGUGAUUACCUCCCAGCGAGUCAACACAGUUGAAACUGGUUCGUCGGGUGUCACAGUCACUACUACGACCGGUGAAACCUACACUGGGAGUAUAAUCGUUGGAGCGGAUGGAAUUCAUUCUAAAGUGCGUCAAGAGAUGUGGAAGGCAGCUGAAAAGGUCGAUCCCACGUGGAUUGAUCCUUCAGAGGAAUCUGCCCUGCCAGCAACGUAUGCAUGUAUUUUCGGUAUCUCUGAAGGCUUGGAGGGAAUCGACAAAGGUACGAUGAGCUCAGUGUUCAACAGAGGUCACUCGUACCUCACCGCCAGUGGACCUGGUAAGCGCUCCUACUGGUUCCUGCUAUAUAACUUGGGGAAGACCUACUAUGGUGCAGAUAUUCCUCGAUUCACCAAGGAAGACGAGGAGAGAGUCGCAAAGGAGCAUUGGGACGAUCAUAUCACGCCUACACUAAAGUUUUCCAGCUUGUACAAAAGCAAAAUUGCCUCGGCAUUCAGCUCUCUACCAGAAUAUUCCUAUAAAAGAUGGCACUUCCAAAGAAUCAUGACUAUUGGCGAUUCCAGUCACAAGUUUGAGCCUCUGACAGGCCAAGGCGGAAAUAGCGCAAUCGAAACCGCCGCGUCCUUGGUCAAUCACCUUGUCUCAGCCUUGAAGACCUCCCAGUCAGGCAUUUUGUCAACGACGGAUAUCUCAAAAGUCUUCGAGGACGUUCAGCAACAGCGUCAAGACCGUGUGGAUACCUUGAUCAAAGCAUCCCAUGCCCGGCAGCGCGUUGAGUGCAUGGAGACGCCUCUCGUGAGAUUCGUGGCCAAAUACGUGAUACCACGCUCCUCCAUAUCAGUUGUCCACGCCAGAUGGAUGUUGACAUAUAGUCCUGCGGUGUCAUUGGACAUGCUUCCGCUGCCGCAUACGGGUCACGAAGUCCCAUAUUUUGACGAGCUUUACAGCCAACCAUCAUCUCGAGGUGUUUUUGGUGUUUUCCUUUACGCUGCAUACUUCUUCUUGGCCUGGCUAGGCUAUCGCCGCUUGUGGGCGGCAGGCGAGGUGAACGGAACAUGGGACCUCGUGGGUCAGGCAGUACAGGGCCAGUCGAUUCCACUUGCGGGAGGAUUCGAAGCUCCUCUUCGCCAGGUGUACACGGGGCUUCAACCUGUUGAUCUGAUUUUGCAGACUCUGGUGACCGUCUUUCUUCCGGUGCUCACCAACUCCUCAAAUCCCGAGCAGCCUUUGCAGACUCUGUACUUCCUAGCCUCGCUCGCCCCGCUCAUCGCCAUCUUCACAGUUGAAGGUUUCCGACCAAGAAAUUCAUGGACUUUACUCGCUAUUCCGAGUCUGUGGGCGUUUUUGUACCAGCUGCGUGGAAUUGGCAUGAUUGUGCCGCUUUAUUACGCUGCCAGCACCUGGGUUUCAGCGGGGUUGCCAUACUUCAGUGCAAGCUCCCGUACACUUCCUGAAUCCACCGCUCGAGCAAUCCUCCCUGCGUUGAUCCUUGGAUUUGUCGUCCCGACGAUCCUGUUGUUCUUCCCAUUGGCCAAUGGGCUGAAUGUGCGACAACUAUUCAUUGCAUUGUGGCAGCCUGCUCCGAUAUAUGUGGUUAUCUUGACACAUAUCUUUUCUCGUGGGAUCAAAUUCGUUUGUUCAAGUACCCCGACCAAGACAUGUACGACCACAAGGAGCAGCAAAUUGAACCGUGACAUCCCGCACCUGCGAACACUCUACGCAAUGGCCAGUUGUAUUUCCGUUUGCUUCCACUUGGGAUUGCUGCUGAGUGGGGUUGCUUUGGGUACAGAUUUCAUCGCAAAGGCAUUCAUCCCAUUCGAUUCCUUCGCACAGGCGACAAGUCUGGCAGAUGGUGUCGCUGUGUUUUUCCAAAACGAUUUCCUCCUUGCUGCGACUGCCACUCUCAUAUGGUCCAUAGCUAGCGUGUGGGAUCUACAGCGCAUCGGUAUUUCCAAUGUUUCACUGUGGGUAGCACUCCCUGGUCUGAUCCUGGGUUUCCUGGCAAUUGGACCCGGUGCGACUACCGCAGCUGUGUGGUACUGGCGGGAAGAGGUUUUGAGCCGCACAAAUUUCCCCCGUGCUGCUUCACGACCUCUUUGA
This is a messenger RNA of Penicillium paradoxum, 2475 nucleotides long. Its product is annotated as FAD-dependent oxidoreductase. The transcript is spliced from 4 exons. Gene Ontology annotation, molecular function: FAD binding. The coding region runs from base 1 to 2475 and encodes 824 amino acids. Lineage: Eukaryota; Fungi; Ascomycota; Eurotiomycetes; Eurotiales; Aspergillaceae. The record is from RefSeq and is a predicted model, not a curated record.